Messenger RNA from Eublepharis macularius, 2440 nucleotides. RefSeq names its product microtubule associated tyrosine carboxypeptidase 1 (gene MATCAP1). The transcript is spliced from 7 exons. Bases 95 to 1498 code for a protein of 467 amino acids. The record is from RefSeq and is a predicted model, not a curated record. NCBI's taxonomy places the organism in Eukaryota, Metazoa, Chordata, Lepidosauria, Squamata, Eublepharidae.
CUUGCGGGCUCUGCGGAGGCAGCUGCGGCGCCAGACAGAUGAGAAUCCAAAGUUGGCUUUGAUGACAUCCCGCUGAGGGCUUUGACAGAGCAAGAUGGUGCUGGACUCGGGGCCCCAGUCCUAUCCGCAACAGCGGCCCGAUUAUUUUGGCAACGGCCUGCCGCAGAGGAGAGGUGGGAAGAAGGGCUCUCCGUGUGAUGGGUUGCGGCUCUAUCCGUUCUUGUCCCCUUCCCUUUCACUGGAGUCAGACUCUUCCAGCCCAGCGCAAAGUGCCCGGCUGCCCUCGAAAGCCAACUGCCUCAGAAAACCAGAAGCCAGACCAUCACUGAAUUUCUGCCCCACCUUCCCGAGCCCCUGCAGUUGGAUGCGCCGGAGUGAGAGCACUUGUGCUGUGAACCAGAGAGACCGGACCCGAGGUCAGAUCCGCAGCGCUGCCUCCCUACCUCAUAUCCCCAAAGUCAAGGCCGUCGGGCCUAGCAGCAGGAAGAGCCCUUGUUUGUUGGUAGCUCUGAGGCCUGUGAACAUCGAGGUGGAGAGAGAGAAGUUCUUCCAAUCACGUUUCUCCUACAACCCUCAGUUUGAAUAUGAGGAGCCUCUUCCUGAAGCAGUCCUGGAAAAGUAUAAAGAGGCCUCUGGCCAAUUUAUUUCCCAGGCAAUCGGAAUCAUUAAUGCUGUCCUGGAGAAAUAUGGCACCUAUGAGAGCUUUGAGGCAACGAAUGGGGGGAAGCUGCUCAGUAAAUGCCAGAUCUGGUCCAUCAUCCGGAAGUACAUGCAAAAGGAAGGGUGUUCUGGAGAGGUUGUAGUUCAGCUUACUGAAGAUCUACUUUCUCAAGCGGUGAUGAUGGUGGAGAACAGCCGCCCCACUUUAGCCAUCAACCUUUCUGGAGCCCGGCAAAACUGGCUAGAGGGAAUGUUGCGUCAUGAAAUAGGCACCCACUACAUCCGUGGGGUCAACAAUGCCCGUCAGCCCUGGCACAGCUUGGAAGGCCGCAGACAGUAUGGCCUGAAACCCGCAAACCCGACCGAGGAAGGGCUGGCGAGCUUGCACAGCGUCCUCUUCCGUAAACAGCCCUUCCUGUGGAGGGCAGCGCUGCUUUACUAUACCAUCUACCAGGCCAGCCUUAUGUCCUUCUGCGAGCUCUUUCAAAAUUUGGAGCGCUAUGUGCGGGAUGCAGGAGUGCGGUGGGAGUAUUGCGUGCGGGCCAAGCGAGGACAGAUGGACACUUCCAAGCCAGGAUGUUUCAGUAAAGAUCAAGUCUACCUGGAUGGAAUUCUCCGCAUCCUGAGACAUCGGCAAACCAUCGACUUCCACCUGCUGGCUGCUCUGGGAAAGGUCUCCUACGAGGACGUUGAUCACCUCAAGAAAUUCGGAGCGCUGGGGAAGGCCCGGAUCCCACACUUCAUGCAGGACCGCGAACGGUACAACCAACUGCUCGACCACAUUGUUACAACCAACUGCCUCAAGGAUGAGGAGCUGGAACAGUUGCUGCCGGACUGAGUGGGCCUCUGGUACAGGAGAAGGGCUUCUUACACAGGACGUGUUGUGCUGCGAUCGGGGAGCCUUCGGUCCCGAUGGAAGAUUGUUAUUGGAUUGUGGCCUGUUGAAAACAGUUCCGUGAUUCUGAGCAUAGCACUUUUUUAAUUAAUUCUUUAUUAUGUGGGUGUCUCUAGUUAAGUUGACAAGAGUCCAGGCUGUGCCAGCAUUCUCUGGCUGACUAACACAAAUCCUGUGUGGCUUCUUACUGAGGGCUUCAAUCGGGUCAUUCUCUCUCUAUAUAUAUAUUUUAUUCUGGAGCAGGUGCCUAAAAUGUUCACGCAUGUUGUCCUCUUAUGUUGGACACGCUGGUAUAAAUUGUGACCAUUCCAAGAAAUUGGUUAUGCACCACCCCUAAGUGUGCUGGAAUUAUUGUUGUAUGCCCAGUUGGACCACCUGAGAAACAUUUAUGGUUUGGAACAGAUUCUUGGAUGGGCUGAAAUCUAAGAACAUAAUUCACCUAAUAAUCUUUUAUUAGGAACAACCAAGUAACAGUGUUCAGUGCUUUCAGUUUCACCAGAGCUCUCCAACAUGCUGAAUGUUACAAAGAAAUGUUUUAAAAUAUUUAGAGAAAUUAAAAUUCUUCAGGGCAUGAUAGUGAGUGCUGGUUGCAUCUGCACUGUGUGCUGAGCAGUUGCUGCCUUCAAGCUGGGCAACAGGCAGUAAAUCAAGCGGACUUAACACAUCCCAACAAUUGCCUCCAAUUACUCGCUAAACUAGCGAGACUCAAAAUCAAAGAUGCUGGCAAACGGGGACAAGCACGUCUAAGUCAACUCCCAGCUACUAGCGGGAGGGUGCAGAAUCAUAGGAUUGUCGUCAAAUGUGUUUCAUGUAUGUGUGCAUAUAUCUAUAAUUAUUCAAGUUGCAGAACUGAAGCAAAAAAAUAAAUUGCCUUGCUGGAUCAGA